Thalassophryne amazonica is the source of this 371-nucleotide messenger RNA. Its product is annotated as histone H4-like. The transcript has a single exon. Gene Ontology annotation, cellular component: nucleosome. Gene Ontology annotation, molecular function: structural constituent of chromatin; protein heterodimerization activity; DNA binding. NCBI's taxonomy places the organism in Eukaryota, Metazoa, Chordata, Actinopteri, Batrachoidiformes, Batrachoididae. The record is from RefSeq and is a predicted model, not a curated record. Bases 1 to 303 code for a protein of 100 amino acids. Gene Ontology annotation, biological process: nucleosome assembly.
AUGAGUGGAAGUGGCAAAGGACUCGGAAAGGGAGGCGCUAAGCGGCACCGUAAAGUUCUUCGUGAUAACAUCCAGGGAAUCACCAAACCCGCCAUCCACCGUCUGGCUCGCCGCGGCGGCGUCAAACGGAUUUCUGGUCUUAUCUACGAGGAGACUCGCGGUGUGUUGAAGGUGUUCCUGGAGAACGUGAUCCGUGAUGCCGUCACCUACACUGAACACGCCAAGAGGAAGACUGUGACCGCCAUGGAUGUGGUGUACGCUCUGAAGAGGCAGGGAAGGACCCUGUACGGCUUCGGUGGUUAAGCCGCUUCAGUGUCUUUAAUGACAACACAAAGGCUCUUUUAAGAGCCGCCCACUGUCCUAUGAAAGAG